GAGGAGCAGCCAAAGGUUCAAAUUGAAAAUUGGAUUUGAGAUUUACCUUAUCAAAGAAGAAGAGAUAGAAGAAACUUCACUUCAACAGAAUGAUGUUUGUUGCAGCUCUAAAAACGCUUCAGAUGAUUUGGACUGUCAGGAGAAGAUAUCAGAAGCCCAGUUAUCAGAGGAUGGAUGUUUAGAGGUUGACAGCGAGGGAGCAUCUGAAGGAGAACAUUUAGAGAAGGAAGAUCAUGAGGAUUCUGAAUCAGGAUGGCUUCCCGUUUUAGAAGGUAUCUCUCCCGUCUCUCAAGACUCCAGCCAAGUUCUACCCAGCAUGGAGAACAGUAGCCAGAGUGAAAGAGAGCUAGAUGAAUCCAUGAAUGAUCCAACGAAUUCUCCUCCUACCCGUGAUGAAGAUUCUACAGGGAAACAGGGAUUUGACUGCACCAAGUGUAAAAAGAGAUUUUCUGUUGAAUCUGAUCUUGGAUCUCAUGUGAUGACGUGCUGUGGAAACCUAUCUACUCAAUGUCCAGUCUGCAAGAAGAUUUUCGCGUCAAAGUCGAAUCUAGGAAAGCACAUGAGACUUCAUACUGGGGAGAAACCAUUUGAAUGUGGUGAAUGUGGAAUGAGAUUUACUUUGAAGCAACAUCUAGUUUACCACCAGAGAACACACACGGGUGAAAAACCCUUUAAGUGCACAGAAUGUGGUAAAGGUUUUAUCGAAAAGUCUGUCCUAAAAGUUCAUUUUAGAAGACAUGGAGGUAACGAACCUUUUCAAUGCUCUUAUUGUGACAGGAAACUGAAUUCCAAGAGAGAUCUCAUGAGACAUGAGAGAACACAUACUGGUGAGAAACCCUUUAAGUGCUCAGAAUGUGGUAAAGGAUUUUCCCAAAAAAGUAACCUAACAUUGCACUUUAGAAAACAUGGAGGUAAUGAAGCUUUUCAAUGCUCUUAUUGUAGCAGGAAACUGAAUUCCAAGAGUGAUUUCAUGAGACAUGAGAGAACGCAUACUGGUGAGAAACCUCAUCCUUGCUCUUCAUGCAGUAAACGAUUUUCAAGAAAACAUCAACUUUUGGUUCAUGAAAGAACACACACGGGUGAAAAGCUCUUUCUAUGCUCAGAAUGUGGUAAACGAUUUUCAAGAAAACAAGAACUUUUGAGACAUGAAAGUAAAGUACACCUGAAAGCAAAGAGUCCCAAAACGUCCAAAGACUUUAACAAUGACAGUGCUGUGUCUUUUCAAAAGGACCUCGAUAAACGGAAGGCAUGCAGUGAUAAGAGUUCUUAUCAAUGUCGUGAGUGCAACAAGAAAUUUAAAACAAAGAUGAGUUUCACGAAACACAUGAAAGAGCAUACAGGAGAUAAGAUCUAUCAAUGCGGUGAAUGCAAGAAGGGUUUCACUUCAGAGUCUGGUCUCAAAGGACAUAUGAGAAUACACACAGGUCGGUCCAAACAAGAUAGCGCUCAAGGUGAAUGACUUUGAGGAGAUUGAGUUCAACCCCAAGCAGCUGGUUAGGGAUAUCUGUCGACUCUACAUCAAUCUGGGCCACGAGCAGCGGUUCUGCAGGGCGACCGCCGAGGAUGAGGUUAAUUACUAAGCCAUGCUUUUCAUCAGAGCAGAGAAGGUGCUUGAUAAGAUCAGUGUGUCUAGGGAUAUGAUUGAGAAGAUGAGGGAGUUUGCUGAGAAGGUCAAGGCUCUGAGUGAGACCAAUGAGAUGGAACAAGAGAUGUUUGCAGAUGCUCCUGAUGAGUUCAUUGACCCCUUGACGUUCAACAUUAUGGAAGACCCUGUGUCGCUUCCCACUUCAGACAUGAACAUCGAUAGGUCAACGAUAGCAAGGCAUUUAUUGAGUGAUCAAAUCGACCCAUUCAACAGGAAACCGCUGACCAUGGAAGAAGUACGAUCAAAUCCAGAUCUCAAACUUCAGAUUGAAACAUGGAAACAGGAACAGAAGAACAAGAGAAAAUAACAUCAGCAAAAUCAUCAACUUCAUACAUGUACUCUCUUUCUUCUAAUGGUUUAAUAAUUUGUUUAAAUGGUAAACAUCACUGACUUCUUUUUGUUUGAAAUGUUUCUUUUAUACCAACAACAUUUCUUAUCAAAUCUUGUAAAAAUGAACUAUUUGUUAAAUGAUGUCGAUGCACAAACUAGUAUUUAAAGGUGGGGUGAAAUCCAAAUAUAAGUUGAUUCCUGUUGAUGUGCAGGGCUGCCUACAACUCAUAAUUUGUUAUUCAAUCAAACAUCUUAAUAUUUUUCAUAGAUUUUUGACUUAGCUGGGGGAAGUUACAUACCCAUGUCUGUUGUUAGCUCAUUAAUGACUGACAGUUGAUGUCAAAAGAUGAAUGAGAUCUGGAACAUUUGUUUAGGGUGGAGCUAAUAGCAGGUCUCAGAAAAUUAUUU
Messenger RNA from Strongylocentrotus purpuratus (purple sea urchin), 2383 nucleotides. Its product is annotated as zinc finger protein 239. The record is from RefSeq and is a predicted model, not a curated record. Bases 317 to 1459 code for a protein of 380 amino acids. Lineage: Eukaryota; Metazoa; Echinodermata; Echinoidea; Camarodonta; Strongylocentrotidae. The transcript has 5 exons.